Trichoderma breve is the source of this 1164-nucleotide messenger RNA. Its product is annotated as alginate lyase domain-containing protein. The transcript is spliced from 3 exons. The record is from RefSeq and is a predicted model, not a curated record. Bases 1 to 1164 code for a protein of 387 amino acids. Gene Ontology annotation, molecular function: lyase activity. Gene Ontology annotation, cellular component: periplasmic space. NCBI's taxonomy places the organism in Eukaryota, Fungi, Ascomycota, Sordariomycetes, Hypocreales, Hypocreaceae.
AUGGCGCCUUCACUUGUUGCGGCGUUCCUCUGUAGCCUCGCGCUAUUCGAUUUUUUUGUUCACCCGGGUCUCCUCCACACCGAAGCAGACUUUACCCGUAUUAAGUCCAAGGUUAACGCGAAGACAAAUCCGUGGUAUGCGGGUUGGAACAAGUUGGUGGCUCAUGCCAACUCCGGCUAUGUUCCUAGCCCCAAGCCCACCGUGUAUCGAGGCACGGGUUCGCCUGAGAAUUAUGCCAGCUUGUAUCGGGAUGCAGCUUCUGCGUACGCCAACGCCAUCUACUGGAAAGUCACGGGAGACACGGCGUAUGCCACGGCUGCAGCGAAGACACUGGAUGCUUGGAGUAGCACUCUCACCUUCAUCGACGGUACCUCUGACAAGUUCCUCGCCAGUGGCAUCUAUGGUUACCAGUUGGCCAAUGCGGCUGAGAUCCUUCGUGGCUACUCUGGCUGGACAGGUCUUUCCGCCAUGAAUACUAUGCUCAAAAAUGUGUUCUAUCCUAUGAACCAUGACUUCCUAGUCAACCACAAUGGUGCCAAGAUCGAUCACUAUUGGGCCAACUGGGAUCUGGCAAAUCUCUGCACUAUGUAUGCUAUUGGAGUUCUGUCCGAUAAUACCACCAUGGCAAACGAAGCCGUCAACUAUUUCAAGAGUGGUGCGGGUAAUGGGGCUAUUGAGAAGACCAUUUGGGUUACGUACACUGAGUCAGGGAGCAGCAAAAUCCUAGGGCAAAACCAAGAAGCUGGUAGAGAUCAAGGACACGCCAUGCUAGAUUUUGCCCUCCUAGGAGUACUUGCUCAGCAAGCUUACAAUCAGGGAAAUGACUUGUUUGGCUACCUAUCCAACAGAAUCUUAGCAGGAGCGGAAUACGCAGCCAAGUACAACCUCGGCUUUGACGUUCCUUACACCACGUAUGUCAACAGUGAUGUGACUCAAAGCAUCAUCAGUAACAACAGUCGCGGUGAUAUCCGCCCAAUCUGGGAACUAAUCUAUGGUCAUUACGGAUCUCUCAAAGGUUUGAAUGCAACCUGGUCGAAGCAGUAUCGUGACCUAGUUGUGACAAACGGAAGCGGAGCCGAGGGUGGUGGCGGAGACUAUGGCCCGAACAGCGGUGGUUAUGACCAGCUCGGAUUCGGUACUCUUCUGUACCGUCUGGAUGCUUGA